CUCAUCAAGCAACACCGAAGAGCAUGUAGAUGAUGAACCAGAGGACGCCUCAAAUGAGGAACCGAUGGAGAAUGGUUCCAAUGGUACGUUAAGGAGGAAAAGAAAUUGGUACAAGCUCCAUCAGAAGCAAGCUGCGUACGUAAUGCUUCUAGAGAGGACCUCUGCUGGGGUGUUAAGUCGAGGGGUGUCUGAGGAGGUGUCUGCACUAACAAAGAUCCCUGUACGUACAUUGGUGAAUUGGUGGACAAAGUGCAAAACACUUGGACUGGAAGGACUUGAAAGCAAACGUGGAAAUUCGGGACGGCAGAGAUUACCGUUUGAUGCGGAGGCUAUCAAACGGGUGGAUUUGAGUAAAAGGACUACCCUUCGAGAUUUAGCAAUUGAACUGAACAUGUCAAAGACUACAUUAUGGCGACGUCUGAACGAGGGUUUGUUUAGGCGUCACACAAAUGCCAUCAAGUCCACGUUGACGGAUGAUAACAAGGUAGCUCGUGUAAGAUUUUGUUUAUCCAUGUUUGAACACAUUAUAGACUUUGAGGACUCAAAUUUUAAACAAAUGUAUAAUGUGAUACACAUCGAUGAGAAAUGGUUUUACCGCACACGCGGUAGCCAGAAUUAUUACUUGGCUCUUGGCGAAGAGGAUCCAUACCGUAGCACGCAAAGCAAAAACUUCAUUGAGAAGGUCAUGUUCUUGGCAGCCGUCGCUCGUCCACGAUUUGAUGCUAAUGGCAAUGUGAUUUUCGAUGGAAAACUUGGAAUAUGGCCGUUCACGUACCAAGAAGCGGCAAAGAGAAACAGCAAGAACAGAGAAGCUGGAACAAUGGUCACUAAGGUACUCCCAGCGGUUACCCAAAGUGUAAGCAGGGAUUACAUGAUUAAUUUUCUGCUACCGGCAAUAAAGCAGAGAUGGCCUGCAUCCGAGCGUGGAACGACAAUCUGGAUUCAACAAGAUAAUGCAAAAACGCAUAUCCCUGUGGAUGACCCAGAAUUUGUCGCUGCGGCUCAAGCUGAUGGUUGGGACAUCCGCCUCACAUGCCAGCCUCCGAACUCCCCUGACCUAAAUAUCCUUGACCUUGGGUUUUUUGCAGCGCUUCAAUCAAUUUUUCACAAGUUAUCUCCAGGAUCUAUUGAAGACAUUGUCAACAAGGUGCAGCAGGCCUUCGAAGAGUACCCAGCAGAACGAAGCAAUAGAAUCUUCCUGACGUUGCAAGCUUGCAUGCGCGAAGUACUUAUUCAGCUGGGAGGCAACCGAUAUAAAGUCCCCCACAUGAGGAAGGAGGUUUUACAAAGGCUCGGAACUCUCCCAGUGACAUUACAAUGUACUGCAAAUUUUGUGAAGUGGGCGAUUGACUCCUUGCCAGAUGCUUAGUCAUAGUUUAUGAGCUUAGGCCUAUGGUGUUAUUUCUUGUUUGCAACUCUUCAAUAUCCAUGCAAGGUUUUUAGCUGUAAUCGUUUGUUUGCCUUUUCAACGCUGAAAUUGU
Messenger RNA from Lolium perenne, 1481 nucleotides. The record is from RefSeq and is a predicted model, not a curated record. NCBI's taxonomy places the organism in Eukaryota, Viridiplantae, Streptophyta, Magnoliopsida, Poales, Poaceae.